This is a messenger RNA of Cooperia oncophora, 472 nucleotides long. Lineage: Eukaryota; Metazoa; Nematoda; Chromadorea; Rhabditida; Trichostrongylidae. The record is from the annotation of a GenBank genome assembly.
AUGCGUUAUAUGGGAGAUGAACCUAUUCGACGUGGUGAAACCAUUACAGAUGCUGUAUACCGUUUGUUACUACUUUGCCAUAAAAAUCCUGCGCUACGAGAUGAAGUAUACUGCCAAAUUAUUCGCCAGACCACUAAUAACAAAUCUAGCAAGCCCGACAGUUCGAUUCGAGGAUGGCGACUUUUUUCAAUACUCACUGCUUACUUCGAAAGUUCCCUAGCUCUACGACCUUAUUUGAUUAACUAUCUCGCUGAAAAUGCUGAUGAUCACAGAAGAGCAUAUCAUGGUACUGCCCAAUUGUGUUUACAAAACUUGAACCAAACCAUGCGCUAUGGUGGCCGAAAAUACUUGCUAAGCGGUAUGGAAGUGGAAGAGAUAACGAAUGGCAAGAUCCUGAAACGUCAAGUCUACACCCUUCCAGGUGGUAACAAGAAAGUGGUAAACACGAAGAGUAUUACUGUGGUUGAAGAAG